This is a messenger RNA of Elephantulus edwardii (Cape elephant shrew), 926 nucleotides long. RefSeq names its product stomatin (EPB72)-like 3 (gene STOML3). Gene Ontology annotation, cellular component: plasma membrane. The transcript is spliced from 7 exons. Bases 51 to 926 code for a protein of 291 amino acids. The record is from RefSeq and is a predicted model, not a curated record. Lineage: Eukaryota; Metazoa; Chordata; Mammalia; Macroscelidea; Macroscelididae.
GCUCCACACACAUGAAAAUUUACCAAGGCUGAGGGCCUCCGAAGAAUGAGAUGGAUUCUGGGGCGGCCUCCCCUGAGAAGCAGGACAAAGAAAAUUUAGUAGGCAUCAGCAGCAAUCGGCUGGGCGUGUGCGGCUGGAUCCUGUUCACGCUUUCUCUCCUGCUCAUGAUCAUUACCUUCCCCAUCUCCAUAUGGAUGUGCUUGAAGGUCGUUAAGGAGUACGAGCGAGCUGUUGUAUUCCGGCUGGGGCGCAUCCAAGCUGACAAAGCCAAAGGACCAGGUUUGAUCCUGGUCCUGCCCUGCAUAGAUGUGUUCGUCAAAGUCGAUCUCCGAACAGUUACUUGCAACAUCCCUCCACAAGAGAUCUUGACCAGAGACUCCGUGACCACUCAGGUGGAUGGGGUCGUCUACUACCGGAUCUACAGCGCUGUCUCGGCCGUGGCUAAUGUCAAUGAUGUCCACCAAGCCACGUUUUUGCUGGCUCAGACCACACUGAGAAAUGUCUUAGGGACACAGACCUUGUCCCAGAUCUUAGCUGGCCGAGAAGAGAUCGCCCAUAGCAUCCAGACAUUACUGGAUGAUGCCACAGAGCUGUGGGGAAUCCGGGUGGCCCGUGUGGAGAUCAAGGAUGUCCGCAUCCCAGUGCAGCUGCAGAGAUCCAUGGCGGCUGAAGCCGAGGCCACGCGGGAAGCCAGGGCCCGGGUCCUUGCAGCUGAAGGAGAAAUGAACGCGUCCAAGUCCCUUAAGUCUGCUUCCAUGGUGCUGGCAGAGUCUCCCAUCGCCCUGCAGCUGCGCUACCUGCAAACCUUGACCACGGUAGCCACAGAGAAGAACUCCACGAUCGUGUUUCCUCUGCCCAUGAAUAUCCUGGAGGGCAUCGGAGGCAUUAGUUAUGACAAUGACAGGAAGGUUCCUAACAGAGCCUGA